Staurois parvus is the source of this 284-nucleotide messenger RNA. Lineage: Eukaryota; Metazoa; Chordata; Amphibia; Anura; Ranidae. The record is from the annotation of a GenBank genome assembly.
CCGUCCAGACUGUGUACAUAAACAGCUGGAUGGAAGCAGUACAGGAGUGGGUGGCCGUUUAUAAACGUCCUCCCACAUUCAUUGCCUGUGUGCGCUCCCAGGGAGCGUGCAGCACCACGAUUCGGUGCCUGCUGUGUGAGGUCCCAAACAUGUGAUCACUGACUGGCCAAUCAGUGAUCACAUGAAUAUGAAAUCUGUGAAUGAUCACAGAGGUCACAUGGUACAAGACUAUUCACAACAGCCUUGUACCAUGUGAAAAACUGUCACUAAUCACAGCUCUCACA